Messenger RNA from Belonocnema kinseyi, 3288 nucleotides. RefSeq names its product 3 beta-hydroxysteroid dehydrogenase/Delta 5-->4-isomerase. The record is from RefSeq and is a predicted model, not a curated record. The coding region runs from base 124 to 1245 and encodes 373 amino acids. The transcript has 7 exons. Lineage: Eukaryota; Metazoa; Arthropoda; Insecta; Hymenoptera; Cynipidae.
UUGCUGCCGACUUUUGUGUCAUCUUGUCAUUCCUGUCAAGCGUUAAGCGAUUUCCGUUUAGUGUAUGACUAGAAUACUAGAAAUAAAUUAAGUGAACGACACGUUAAAUGUCAGUAAUUAACGAUGGCGAUGCGAGAAGGUGAUGCUAAACCGGCUGUGAUCGUUUUAGGAGGCUGUGGAUUUAUUGGCCGAAACCUCGUGGAGUAUUUGGUGGAUAAUGAAUUGGUCUCCUUUUUGAGAGUUGUCGACAAAGUUCCUCCUCAGACGGCAUGGCUCAAUGCGAAACAUCAAAAAAUAUUCGACCAUCCUUUGCUAGAAUUCAGAAGUGCUAAUCUAAUUAAUCCAGUUUCGUGCCAAAAUGCUUUUGCAGCAGAUGCACACAUUGAUUAUGUGUUCAACUGUGCUGGAGAAACUAAAAGUGGGCAAACGGAUCCCGUUUACAGAGAGGGAAUUUACAAGCUAAGCAUGAAUUGUGCUCAGCAAGCUGCCAACAUCGGCGUUGACCGAUUUAUCGAAAUUUCUUCGGGGAAUCUUAGCUCUUCCGAAAAGGUACCACAUAAAGAAGAUGAUCCCACUGAUCCAUGGACUUUCACUGCAAAACACAAAUUGCAAGUGGAAUCUGAACUGAAAAAUAUUCCAGGAUUAAAAUACACGAUUCUGAGGCCUGCUAUCGUGUAUGGUCCAGGGGACAGAAAUAGUCUCGCUCCUCGUUUAAUAGUCGGAGCUGUUUAUAAGCACUUGGGAGAAAUGAUGAAGUUACUCUGGGGACCAGAGCUUCACAUGAACACUGUUCACGUGAAAGACGUUGCUCGAGCGAUUUGGCACGUUGCAGAUAAAACGGAAGCUAUUGGCCAAAUAUAUAAUCUUCUAGACGAAAGCGGUUCAACCCAGGGAACUAUUAGUGCAAUUAUUUCUGAAAUAUUUAACAUCAAUCAUGAUUAUUGGGGAAACGCCUUGUCUACUUUAGCCAAAGCGGACAUGAAUACCGUCGUUGAGGAAGUUAAUGAUAAGCAUAUGGGACCAUGGGCCGAAAUAUGUAAACACGAUGGGAUUGAAAAUAGCCCUUUAUCUCCGUACAUAGACCAAGAACUUCUUUACAACAAGCAUUUGUAUUUAAGUCCUGGAAAAAUCUCAGCGCAAACCGGAUACAAUUAUAUGUAUCCGAAGCUCACAAAGGAGGCACUUAAAGAAGUCCUCGACGACUACAUCGCAAUGAAGAUUUUCCCCCACUCUAUAGUUUUAUAAGCCCAUCUGUCGAUAAAUCACGUGACAUCACAUUUUGACGUCCAAGUGCAGAAGCAUUUCACGUUGUGCCUAAAAAUUCGCAUAGUUAUGAACCUUUUUUAUACCCAGUGGUACGACGUUUCGCUUUAUCCAGAGUCAGAAAUAAAGAUACACUGGAAAUCCCAUUUAAGUGCGGUUGCGGGCAGGGGUGAACUGGGGAUCAAGGGCCCCUAAAUUGAAUAAUUUGUUGCAUAAUUGAGUUUCAUAAGUGAUGUUUGCGGGGGCGCACCGGGGAUUUUCCCGGUUGCCCAGUGGCUCAGUCUGUCCCUGGUUUCGGCUGUGGUCUUAAUGGCCUUCACUUAAAUCCAGCACAAGAUUCGCUCGCUCCAAACGUAAACAGUCAGAGCCACGUGAACGGUUUCUGUUGGUUUUGAAUUGGAUUUUGCCACACUUGACUGAGCAGCCUCUUAUUUCGUCCCCGAGACUCGUCUCGUUACGAAACUGCCGAGGCAUCAAUUCUCGGAAGGGCGUACAAGGGAGAUACUUAAAUGGGAUUCCCAGUAUGUUAACGUUCGGCCUAGAGGCGUAUGUGAUAAAGUAGCAAUUUAUGUACUUAAUUUUAUUGCUCAGGAAAGUUUGGCUCGUCAUGACACAUGGCACUAGUCAAUCCCAAAGGAAUUUUAGGGAUGAUAUAUACGAUUGAUAAUGAUAGGAAUUUUAUAGGGCGAAGUUAAAUGCUUGAUCCAUUAUAUGUUAACUGAGUAUUAGACUUAAUCUGCAUUUAAUCUUAUACAGAUUGUCACAAAAGUCCCGGGACGGCUGAAUGUUUCCUCAGAUAAGAUAUUUUUCAGGAGGUCAAUUUCAUUUUUGAAGUAACUUUCAACGAGGAAAUCAAUGGUGUCCUUUAAUUUGAUCUUGACGAUGACCUUCGUGGUUUUGUCAACCUCAACUUUUUUUUUUAUGAAAUCCCUCUUUUUUUACAUCGGUAAUCGAUAGAGCGAGAAAUUUCACGUUCAAAUAUGUACCCAGGUCAAAGGUACAUUGUAUCCUUGAAGGUCACUCUAAGGUCAUUUUGUUCAUAAUGUCAUCAAACUUAUUCGAACCUAAAAUUGACAGAUCUAUCGACUGCCCAUGUAAAAAAGGAAGUUUAAAAUGGGAAAAAUUGACCUUGAAAUUACACUCAAGGUCAUCGUCAAGGUCAUGCUUAGGGUUACUACUGAAUAGGCCUUGUUAAAGUUAGUAAUUUUGCUCCUUACAAAGAAAAUUUGAAAACUAAAUAUUCCCAGGCUUGUUUAAGUUUAAAUGACCUUAAAGUGACCUUUAUGGUUACAAUCUACUUAUGACCUGGGCAAAUAUUUAAACGUAAAACUUCCCGCUCUAUCGAUUGCCGAUAUAAAAAAGGAAGAUUCCACUAAAAAAAAAAAGUUGACCUUGAAAAAAACCUUGAAGGUCAUCGCCAAUGUCAAAAUAAAAGUCACCAUUGAGCUCCUCGUUGAAAAUUACUUCAAGAAUGACCUUGACCUCUCUGAAAAAUUAUUAAGCCGUCCUGGGACUUUUGUGACCCCCUGUAUAUAGCGUAGGCAUUUAGCAAAUUUAGACAGUCGGCCGACUGCCUAUGCAUUUAGGAAAGUUUUGUACAAAAGUUUUACCUCGCGUCUAAGUGCCUGGUUCCUCCAGGCAUUCAGAAUAAUAUUCAAAAAAUAAUUUUUUUUAAAUGACGAAAUUUACCAUUCAAGAUGCAUAAUUUGCACUCUGAACGCAUUUCUUGAGGUAUGUAUAUUUAGUAAAUAUUUCAACGUAAAAUAGCCACAUCUGCGAGUUUCCUGGAAAAGUUAAAAUUUAAAGUAGUAAAAUUGUUUUAAUUCCAGGAAAAAUGUGUGCUCAGAGUUCAAAUGAAGCAUUCUAAAUAAUAAAUUUAGCCAUUUACUAACAAAAAACGAUUGUCCUUUAUUUCAAGGUACAUAAUUUCUUUUAUUUCUAUAAAUAAUAUUUAAUUAUUAUUAAUUCAUUAUUUAAUUACUAUAAAUAAUGAUUCAUUAUUUCUUGAUUUUAAUGUUUACAGAC